UGCUACGCUACCAACUCGGUCGAUGUUGGACCAUAUUUCUGCUGCCCUGUCUGUAAGUUUAUCCCCAAUCUUGCUUUAGAUUUUUCUGAGAGUGAAUUUUUAUUAGAAAAAUUAUCAGGGUCCACUUACGGUGCAGCUUGGAGACCAGCUACUCCAUUCUACAACUAUGUUCCACCUAUGCCAGCUAACUGGCCUGAUGUCAUGAAAGUUACUGCCAACUGGCCAUCCGCUGCUAUCGGACUUCCUGUGAAAGCUAGAAAGCCCGUCUCCAACCAAGAAGAGACGGAAGAAACAAGCCAAAUAGGAUCGUCCAUAAACGAUUGGCUCGAGAGACAAGCCGCUCUGUAA
Messenger RNA from Cylicostephanus goldi, 348 nucleotides. The record is from the annotation of a GenBank genome assembly. Lineage: Eukaryota; Metazoa; Nematoda; Chromadorea; Rhabditida; Strongylidae.